Drosophila nasuta is the source of this 2181-nucleotide messenger RNA. It is a transcript of the gene Eo, whose product is annotated as Ecdysone oxidase. Bases 30 to 2045 code for a protein of 671 amino acids. Gene Ontology annotation, molecular function: flavin adenine dinucleotide binding; oxidoreductase activity, acting on CH-OH group of donors. Lineage: Eukaryota; Metazoa; Arthropoda; Insecta; Diptera; Drosophilidae. The record is from RefSeq and is a predicted model, not a curated record. The transcript has a single exon.
CAGCCUUGGCCUGGCCUAAACAGUUCAAAAUGCAACGCCCGAGCGUGCGGUCUUUGCGCAGGGUGGCAACCCUGUGCACGCUCUUCACCCUACUCCAAACAGGAGCGUUAUUUGUGACUGCUGACGUCACGGAGAUACGCAGCAAUGGCAUCGGGGUCUCGCUGCUGCAAUCGGUGGCCACAGCACUCAAUGCCUCUGCCGCACAGCUGACGAACAGCAGCGUUUGGCCAGCAUCCUACAUUCCGCCACCGGAGAACGAGCAAGUGGAGCUCAACACCUUUGACUACAUUGUGGUGGGAGCGGGCAGCGCUGGCUCCAUUGUGGCCAGCCGGCUAAGCGAGCAGCCCGAUGUGCAGGUGCUGCUGCUGGAGGCGGGCGAGGUGCCGCCGCUUGAGUCCGAGAUCUACGGCCUGAGCGGGACGUUGCAUCACGAUGUGCGCUACAUGUGGCUGGACGAGGCGGAGCCCAAUGUGCACUGCUGUCAGGCAAUGGCUCCCCCACACGGCUGCUGUUGGUGGCACGGUCGGUUGCUGGGCGGCACCGGGGCCAUCAAUGGCAACAUCUAUGUGCCGGGGAGUGCGGCGAACUAUCAGCGUUGGCGUUGGCAGCUCGGAUUGCGUGGCUGGGAUUGGCCCCAAGUGCAGCGUGCUUAUCUUCGCCUCCAGCAGAGGUUGCAGCCAAGCUACUUUCCGGUCUCGCCGCUCAAUCUGCGUCUCUCCUCGCUGAUCUACGCGGCCAGCGGCGAGCUGGGGGUGCCCAAGAUGCAGCAGCCCCUCAUUGCGGGCAGCAGCUUCGGGUACACGCAUCACGUCCCGGCCACCAUACGCCAGGGCAGGCGAGCCAACAGUGCACGCAUGUUCCUAGCCAGCGCAGAGCAACAGCAACGAUCCAAUCUGCGCGUUCUGCGCGGUGCUCUAGCGGAGCGUCUGCUCUUCUCCGGUGGUGGACAGCGGGCACGUGGCGUGGCCUACACCCUGAGUGGGGACAAUACCACGCGUGCUGUCUGGGCGCGGCGUGAAGUUGUUGUCAGCGCUGGCACACUGAACUCGGCCAAGUUGCUGUUGCUGUCUGGCAUUGGACCAGAGGAGCACUUGUCGAGCUUGGGCAUCAAGACUGUGCGGCAUCUGGCGGGCGUGGGGCAGAACCUGCACGAUCACGGCAUGUUGCCGCUGUUCCUGCGCUUCACCAGCAACUGCGCCGUCAACAGCAGCAGCGCCCAGGAGCGCAGCGCCUACGCCGCCGACUCGGUGGCCGAGUAUCUGUUGCAGCAGCAACGCGGUCCCAUGGCCGAGAGCUACUCGAUGAUGGGUUUCCUCAACUCGAGUGCGCCGCACAGUCGCUCGGGACAGCCUGAUCUGCAUGUAGUGGCGCACACGUUGUUGCCACGCGGUGGCAGCGGCAGCUUCGAGUAUCUGGGCUUUCGCCCCGAGCUUGUGGCCGCCCAGCAGGCGGCGUUGCAGCGCACGGAUCUGCUGCAGGUGAUGGGAUCGCUGCUGUUGCCCAAGUCUCGGGGUAGCGUCAGUUUGCGCAGCAGUGAUCCAUCGGACAGUCCGCUGAUCUGGAACAACUAUGGUGCUCAUGUCGAGGAUCGUGCCACACUGUUACGCUUUGUCCGCUACGUGCAGCGUUUGACGCGUACUCGCGCCUUUCGUAGCUGCGGCCUGCAGCUGUGGCUGCCACCGCUGCCCGAAUGCGAUGCUCUGCAGCCGGACUCGGAUGCGUAUUGGAUGUGCCACAUUCGGUACAUGUUUGUGGGCGCCUGGCAUGCGGUCGGCACUUGCCGCAUGGCCGACAAGAGUGAUCCACUUGGUGUCGUCGAUGAGCGACUACGGGUGCGUGGCAUCCAAGGGCUGAGGGUGGUGGAUGCCAGUGUCAUACCGGAGGUGACGGCUGGCAACACAAAUGCACCCGCCAUGAUGGUUGCCGAGCAGGCGGCGCGCAUGAUUCGCGAGGAUCAGCUGGGUCAGCAGAAGAGCGGAGGGGACAGCGACGAACGGGUGAAAUCUAGUGAAGUGCCGGAGCAAUCAAAUGAAAUACAUAUUUGAAGAAGGCUGCGCUUAGCUACGACGCUGUUAGACCCUUUACUACUGCAACAUAUCUAGAAAUAAUCAAAUGGACUGCAGCACUUUCAAGGUACUCAUCAAGACUCUAUACUUUAGCAAUAAAUAUAACUUCUGUUUA